UUUAGUUCUGGUAGGUCUGAAUUUGGGGACCCACCUUUCUGUUUCAGUUUGGAUGGGUCUUCGUUUGAGGUCCCACCUUUCAGUUCCAGGUUUGGUAGGUGAUGGAGUAUAUGGCCCGGGAACCCCCGGCCCACAGACUCCUACUACUCCUUUAGAGGCCCAACAGGCCCAGAAGGUCCAACAGGCCCAAAUCACAGCGCCCAGAGUACCAAGCAGCCCACACUACGCGCCAGGGGUGCCUUCGGCCCCCUGACCGAAGGCUCUAAACUCUCGCAGAACGGGUUUCUCAAGAAAAUUAAGAAACUGGGAGAAAAACGGCGAAAACAGUAGCCCUCGGCACUAUGAGCCCUCGGCACCAGGGUGCCAUCGGUUGGAGGAGCCCUCAGCCACUGCUCUAUGGCCGAAGGCAUCUCACUCGACAAGAUAUCCGCCUCACAUGCGUACAGAUCACCGUACCCCGCACACACGUCCCAUCCAACAGCCGCAUUAAAUGCGGCCACAUGCGGCUGCCAGCGCCAACCAGUUGAGGUGACCCCUCGGCCAAUGAGCGCUUGACACGUGUCCCUGCCCGGCAUUUAUUGCUACUAUAAAUAGCACCCCAUUUCCCCAUUUGUAACCACGCUGAAAACGGCAUUCAUACUGAAUACACUCUCUCUCUACUUUUACUUACUUGCUCUGACUUCUCUCUAAGUUAUUCCCCGUAAUAACCCUUCGGAUAUAUACCCCCGGGUAGACUAUCCAUCAUUUGGUGCUCUCGUUGAGAGGUCGAACAAUCGAGUAAGAAACCCUCCCCCUCGACCAAACACAGAACACUAGCCCUCUAUCAAAAUGGUGAGGACAACACGUGCCAACUCAAAGAACGUAGAAGACAAGAACCUGGCCCUCGGCGACGUCAACGCCCCCGAAGCCUCUCACAGGGCUCCCGAGGGCGGUGUCAUCGCUGGGCUGGAACAGGCGGCUGUCGACCUACGCCUUCAGAUCCAACAGAAUGCCCCCGAUGCCCGCCUCAGCAUCGAUGCCAAGAAGACAAACCGGAGCGAUGACCAAGUCAGCCCUCCGGUUCUCACCAUCGACGUGCAAUCGGCGCUCUCCGCCUUCAUCCAGACGCUCACCCAGAACCCGGGUGCCUUCGGCAACCUGGCUCCAGCUCACCCUCAGAUCGGGGAAAAUAUCAUACUUCCCCCUCUGCCACACCCCUUCGGAAAUCCCACCCCUCGGGUGAGAAACGACGAAGGGGUGGUGGCCCAAGAUACGUCCUCCCAGGAAGUUCAGUCCCGGGACCGCCAUAAUGACAACAGGGAAAGGCCCCGUACUUCCGCCCUCGACCGGCUCGGAGGAGGGCCAGACCGCCGAGGGGUCCAAGACCGCCUCGAGGGGAAAGCACUCCAAUGGCCCCAGGAAAGCGGGGGAUCUGUUUCGAGGGCAGACGAGGAGCGUCCCCCUCGGGACAAAGGCAAGGCACCCCUUCAUGCCGAUGACGCCCGCCACCAUAUCAACCAGGCCCACUCAGCCCGGGUUCGUUCGCAGGGGGCGGAGACCCUCCCGAAGGAUCCCCGGGACGAAAUUAUUGCGGCCCUCCAACGCCGGCUUGACGAGAUGGAGUCCAACAAAGCUCACGCCACCACCUCCACCCCUCAUUCAGAUCUCAAAUACGAGGCCAUGAUGGCCAAAAUGGAGGAGUUGCAGAAGAAGGUGGCCGAGGGCUCCGGAGAACCCGUCAUCCAGCUUCGGACUCGGACGCCAUUUACCCCAAGGGUAUUGGCGGCCCGGAUCCCGGAGAAAUACCGAGGGCAACACAUACAGCCCUACAACGGGAAAACGGACCCCCAGGAACAUUACAGCAAGUACCAGAACAGCAUGAUGAUGGUAGGGGCGUCGGACGAAUAUUUGUGUCGUUGGUUCCUCUCCACCUUAGAGGGGCCGGCAUACGAAUGGUUCAACAGGCUGCCCGAGGGCUGUAUUGAUUCAUGGCAAGAACUCGCCCAGCGAUUCUUGACACAAUUUGCCGGGAGGCGUCGCACAAGGAAGCACUUCUCCCACCUCCUAACAAUACGCCAGAAGAGGGAUGAGACCCUUCGGGACUUCCUAGAGCGCUGGAGGACGGAGGCCGACAAGGUCGACGGUGCUGAUGACGGGACCCUCCUGGCCCUCCUACAAACCGUCCUCCGCACCGGCAACUUUUCAAGGAGCCUCAUCAUUGAACCCCCCCGCGACUACAUAAGGGCUUUGCAGCGGGGGGACCGAUAUGCUGAGGCCGAGGAGGUGGAGAAGUAUCACCAGCUUCCGGACCAGCAGCCCCCGGGGGCUGACAACAAGCAUAACCGAGGGCCAGGGGCUCCUCCAAAUCACCCCAAGACUUCGGGACCCUCUGAUGACCGCCCUCGGCAAGGCCAAGCCAAGCCCGGGGGAGGUUAUAAGAGCAACCCUAAGACUUGGGCACAGCCCAUUCUCCUGGACCGCCCUCGGACACCAUUGACGCACCCCGUCAGCAUCAUCCUCAAUUUUGCCGAGGAGAGGGGCCUCGUUGAGCGCGACUCUCGCGCACCCCCGGAGGUACACGCUAUCAACCCUCAGUUCCCCUACUGUCGCUUCCAUCGGCACCAGGGGCAUAGGACCGAUGACUGCCAUCAGCUAAAGACGGCCAUCGAGAGGUUAAUACAAGCAGGGCACCUGUCCCAAUUUGUUCAGAGCCCUCGGCAGGAGGGACCUUCUCAUCAGGGGCCUCCCCGAGGGCACCACACGAAGGUAAAUGCUUGGGUAAACCCGAAUACCAUCCCCCUCGGCAAGAAGAGGGAGAUUGGAAACUUGGACGAAGAGGAGGAAGAAUACCCCCACUACCAGGAGAAAAAACGCCACAUCCUCAUGAUCACCGGUGGCAAUACAGGGGGCGAUUCCACCAGCCAACGAAAGAAGUGGGCUCAAUCGCUUUACGUGGGGGAAGUCACUCAUAUGCCCCCAGUAAAGCGACUGAGGGAGGAACCCAUCACCUUCACCAACGCAGAUCUCCCUCCUACUUCUUCUCCUCACAGGGAUGCCUUGGUGAUUCGGACGGAGAUAAACGACACCAUCAUUCACCGAACUUACAUUGACACGGGCAGCUCCG
Molecule: messenger RNA, 3103 nt
Organism: Cuscuta europaea
Lineage: Eukaryota; Viridiplantae; Streptophyta; Magnoliopsida; Solanales; Convolvulaceae
Source: the annotation of a GenBank genome assembly